Xyrauchen texanus (razorback sucker) is the source of this 2606-nucleotide messenger RNA. Its product is annotated as protein regulator of cytokinesis 1-like. The record is from RefSeq and is a predicted model, not a curated record. Lineage: Eukaryota; Metazoa; Chordata; Actinopteri; Cypriniformes; Catostomidae. Gene Ontology annotation, molecular function: microtubule binding. Gene Ontology annotation, cellular component: spindle; cytoplasm; mitotic spindle midzone. Gene Ontology annotation, biological process: microtubule cytoskeleton organization; mitotic spindle midzone assembly.
GAAAUUAGAAGGGAAAAUAUAUAAAUAUAUGUCAAUUGUGUAGACAUUUUAGUCCAAUAAAAUAUACUUCUUAAAGGUUGGACUAAUAAAACGGUCAAUUAGACAGUUAUUUUUGGUGAACAAUUUCUCUGUGGUUGCGCACAAGCAGGAAUAAUGUUCAUGGAAAAAAACAGGAGUGGUCAUUUUGAAACAUUUCUGAGGUCAUUGAAGAGCAGUCAGUCUGUUAGGCAAAUUCUCACGCAUGCGCAGUGGAGCGUUAACCAGCCAAUCAGAUGUGCGGCGCUGUUUUCAUGCAUAUUUUGAAUCCGACAGAAACGGUCGCGCGCACGGUCAGAGUGCGAGGAGUCUGUGGUCAAAUAUUCUCUUAUACAACACAAAUAAACAAUUGAAAGUAUCGUUUUGGGAUUCGACGAUGAGGAAAAGUGAGGUGAUUGCUGCAGAAUCAGUGGCAUGCCUGAAUAAAGCUCUUUGCCAUCUGAAGGACAUCUGGGAGGAGAUUGGCAUCCCAGAGGAUCAGCGAUUGGAGAGAACAAAUGUGGUUAAGAAUCAUGUCAAUGGUCUUCUGGACAUGAUGAUUGCAGAGGAGGAGAGUCUACGGAGUCGUCUGAUGACAAGUAUUGAGGCAUGUCGCAAAGAACUGAGUAAACUGUGCUUGGAAUUGCAGCGUCCCCCAUUUCAGGAGGAGAGAAGUAAUACAAUGCUCCAGCAGGAAAAAGACCUCCGGAGCCUUGUUGAAGUGAUGUUAAAAGAGAAAAACCAGAGGAUGCAAGCUCUCAAAGCCUUAACAGAACAGGAUCAGGAUCUCUGUGACAUUCUCUGCUCCCAGCCAUUUUUUAUCUCUGCCAGUUCUGUCCCAUCUUUAGAACAGCUGGAGACCUUUCAUCAACACAUCUCUAGCCUCAACGCUGAGAAGGAACUGAGACGUACGGAAUUUCUCCAACUGAAAAAGCAGAUCAUACUUUGCAUGGACGAUCUAGAUCAAUUACCAGAGACUAGUUUUGAAAAGGAUGUUGUGUGUGAAGAUGAAGAGAGUUUUUGCUUGUCUAAAGAAAACAUUGAUUCACUCAAAGUCCUCCUUCACCAGUUGGAGAGCAGAAAAGCAGAGAAUGAGCACAUUUGUGGCUCUUAUCGAGAGAAGAUCCAGGAGCUAUGGGAAAGGUUGCAGAUUCCACAGGAGGAGCGUAAUGCCAUUUCUGAACACAUGGUCCUGUCAAAGAGAAAGAAUAUGGAAGCUCUACAAUCUGAGGUCAAACGUCUUGAGGAACUGAAGCAUAAAAAUAUCCAGAAUGUUACUGAGGCCAUUCGGAAGGAAAUCGCAGUGUUCUGGGACAAGUGCUUUUAUAGUGCUGACCAACGGCAAGCUUUUGUGCCAUAUUAUGAUGAUGAUUUCAGUGAAGAAUUUCUGAGCUUACAUGAUGCAGAAAUUGCUCUUAAACGGUAUUAUGAGGAUCAUCAAGAACUCUUUGAAGGUGUUCACAAUUGGGAGGAGAGUUGGAAACUUUUCAUAGAGCUUGAAGAAAAGGCCAAAGACCCAUCUAGAUUCACCAACAGAGGAGGAAACCUUCUAAAGGAGGAGAAACAACGAGCUGAUCUAGUCAAAGGCCUCCCCAAGCUUGAGAAGAAGCUGAAGGCCGAGAUUGAGCAUUGGGAGCAGGAACAGAACAGAGAGUUCCUGGUGAACGGACAGAAGUUCAUGCAGUUUGUUUCAGCUCAGUGGGAGUCAUACCGGCUGGAGAAGGAGCGUGAAAAACAGGAGCGGCAACUAAAGAAGAGCAAGCAGACUGAGGAGGACAUGGUCUAUGGCACUGUGGUGCGAACACCGACUAAACGAAGAUUUCUUGGCAGCACAACACCUUGUAAAGCACGAAAAUUAAACGCUACCUCCAGCUCUGGCUCCUCUAACAGCACUGUUCGAUCUGUCUUUGGUGGUACUGUCUGUCACUCUCCUUUAUCGCGCCUUCCGAUUUCAGCAAGCAAGGGUAAUGCAGUGAAAACGCCAGGCCACGGUAAACUUCCUCAUCCAGGCAUGCUAGAGCGCAAUAAGGAGAACAUCUGUCAUCUUACUGGUGGUGUAGGUGGGGUGAUGAAGGUCCCAGCAAGUCCACAGCGAAACUUCAGCAUUAACUCUGUCGCAAGCACCUAUUCAGAAUUUCAGCGAGACCUCUCCAAGUCAUCUAAAUCAAAACACAUGCCUGAAAUCCUGAACUCAACCAUCAUUCAGCAGUAACUGCUGCAGACAACACUUGCUAUUAGGACUAGGAACUUCUAAAUUAUGGCUUUUAGGUUCUUUAUAGUAUGCAUUUUGAAUGUAAAUUAAGGUUUUAUAUAUAUAUAUAUAUUUAAAUGUUUCCGAGGGAUUCAUGCAUUUUCACUUAAACACAAGGACAAGCACUACCCUGUAAUGUAACACAUGCUAAUGUUCUUUUUAAUGCUACUGGACAGCUGUGGCAAGCAUUUACGAAUUUAAAGCUAAAAAAAAUAAUAAUUUAGAGUUAUUUCUGAGUAUUGACUACUUUGUCAAAAUCAUUGUUUAUUUUAUGGAAUGCUUAUGAAUGUUUUGCACAAAUGAUUGUAAAAAGUCUUUAUUGCAAUCUUUUUAGUAUUGA